Neoarius graeffei (lesser salmon catfish) is the source of this 798-nucleotide messenger RNA. RefSeq names its product cone-rod homeobox (gene crx). The transcript has 3 exons. Lineage: Eukaryota; Metazoa; Chordata; Actinopteri; Siluriformes; Ariidae. The coding region runs from base 1 to 798 and encodes 265 amino acids. Gene Ontology annotation, cellular component: nucleus. The record is from RefSeq and is a predicted model, not a curated record. Gene Ontology annotation, molecular function: RNA polymerase II cis-regulatory region sequence-specific DNA binding; DNA-binding transcription factor activity, RNA polymerase II-specific. Gene Ontology annotation, biological process: regulation of transcription by RNA polymerase II; multicellular organism development.
AUGAUGUCCUAUGUGAAGCAGCCUCAGUUCGGAUUAACGCUGCCAGCUCCGGGGAUGGAGCUCCUGCACACCGCCGCCUCCUUCCCUGCAACUCCAAGAAAGCAGCGUAGAGAACGUACUACCUUCACGCGCACUCAGCUGGACAUUUUAGAAGCACUGUUCACAAAGACACGAUACCCAGACAUCUUCAUGAGGGAGGAGGUGGCACUCAAAAUCAACCUGCCUGAGUCCAGAGUACAGGUUUGGUUCAAGAACCGACGCGCCAAAUGCCGUCAACAGCAGCAGCAGCAGUCUAGUGGCCAGCCCAAGCCUCGCCCUCCCAAGAAAAAGGCCACUCCUCCCCCAGAGAUGCCCUCUGAUCCCUCCAACAUCUCCGUGGCCCCACCUCCUCCUCCUCCUCCUCUUCCAACCUUAGGGUCUGCCUCUGUGUCCGUUUGGAGCCCCGCCUCUCUGUCGCCACUCCCUGACCCCCUGUGUAGUUCAGGUACCGCGUGCAUGCAGCGUCCGUAUUCCAUGAGCUAUGGGCCAGUGUCGUCCUCCUAUGGCACAGGCUUUGGCUCGUCGCCAUACUUCGAUUACGGCCCUUACCUGUCACCUGUUACCUCUCAGGGAGCUCUCUCGCCCCUUGCUGUGCCCUCCGUAGGCACCUCGCUGAGUCAAUCACCCUCGCUUGCCUCGCAGGGGUAUGGUGUCUCCGCCUCGCUCGGCUUUGACUGCCUCGACUACAAGGACCAGCAGGCCUGGAAGCUCGGCUUCAGCACCAUCGACUGCCUCGAUCACAAGUUCCAGGUGUUGUAA